CUCACCGUUGUCUUUCAACAUGAAAUGUUACCUUAUCCCUUCCACCCGAAAUCUAUUCUUUGUAAAUUGCAAAUUCUAGUCCGUUACAGCAAACAAAGGUGAAAGUGUAGAACCGAGGCAAUUCUGUCUGCAUCCGGUCCCAAGGAAAAUACCAAUUCUUCAUUUCUAGGGUUAGGGUUUGGCUUUCAGAAUUCUGUUAAUCCAUCCAUUCAUCACUGAUCUAUAUUAUUGCAACCUUUCCGGUAUCGUUUUCACCGUCCGAUCAACCCCGGUUCAUGCAACAUAUGAUCUCUGUUUCUUCUGGAAAAGUCAAUCCGUUUGUUUCUGUCAGUUUCUUCGUUUAAUCGCGUUUCAUGUUCAAUCUCAAGGCUUUGUCCAUCAUUUCUAAGAAAAUUUAGGGUUUUUUUUGCGAUGAUGUGAAAAGAUUUCGUUUUGUUGUUUUAAUCUAUCAUUCUGUCAAUUGAUCUUGUUUAUUGUUCUCUAUUGUGUUAUUAGGGUUUGCUAUUACUACUUUUUAUUUUUGUGUGAUUGUUUUCAAUUCGGGCUUGUAUAUUAUGUAUAUUGAGGAAUUGGAAGGAGGAGAGAAGGCGGAGGUUGUCGUGGAAAGUGGAGAAGAAGAAACUUUAAACACUUGUGGAGAAAACGUCGUUGUCUCCGUUGGUAGUGAAAUUAAGGGAGGAAGCGUUGUUGUUUCUGUGACGAAGAGGGUUUUGGUUGGUGCAGGAGCUCGUGCACUGUUUUACCCGACUCUGCUUUACAAUGUUGUUAGGAACAAGUUUCAGGCCGAGUUCCGAUGGUGGGAUCGUGUUGGUGAGUUUCUACUGUUAGGAGCUGUUCCAUUUCCUGUUGAUGUACCAUGCCUAAAGGGUCUUGGUGUUGGCGGAGUGGUCACGCUAAACGAACCAUAUGAGACUUUAGUUCCAACAUCCCUGUAUCAUGCCCAUGGUAUUGACCAUUUGGUGAUCCCAACAAGAGACUACUGCUUUGCACCAUCGUUGAGUGACAUAUCUCAAGCUGUGGACUUUAUUCAUGAAAAUACAUUAAGGCGGCAAACAACAUAUGUUCACUGUAAAGCUGGUCGGGGACGAAGCACAACCAUUGUAAUCUGUUACCUGGUGCAUCACAAGCAAAUGACACCAGAUGAUGCAUAUGAUUAUGUGAAAUCCGUAAGGCCAAGGGUACUUUUAGCUUCUGCUCAGUGGCAGGCUGUUCUAGAAUACUACCACCUGAGAGCGAAUAAGGCCUGUGUAUAUAGACACAUGGUUGACCAGGUCAUGAGAGCUCCGCGUUCAAUGAGUGCUCAAGAACUUGUGGCAUUUGAUGAUAACUCUGUGGUCAUUGUAGCAGAAUCAGAUCUUGAUGGAUAUGACGCGAGCCUUGUUUCGGGUGAUGUUAGGAGUGAGAUAUGGGCAGAUCUGAGUGUGGUCUACCGAGUUCGAGUUGCUGGUCAAGCAGCUCUGGCUAGGAUCUCAUGCAUGUUGUUUCGGUGCCACAGCCAGCAGAAGAUCCCAGGAAAUAAAUUGGGCCGGGUGAGCAGCUGCUCAAUAAGUGCUGAUCACCUUGGAGGUAUUAGUGUAGACAUUCAUGUCUACCAAAGCUGACAGCAGCUGCGUGUAAAAUUGUUUUACAAGUUUUCUGUCAUUUAAUUUCCUUCCAGUAUAUAAAGUGGAAAUAAUGUUCCUAUAGGCACCAGUGCAACUGUGUUUUUCCCCUGUAAAUUGCGUCAAGCUUACGGGUUAAAUGGAAAGAAAUUGAGUCA
This is a messenger RNA of Mangifera indica (mango), 1759 nucleotides long. RefSeq names its product phosphatidylglycerophosphate phosphatase PTPMT1-like. Gene Ontology annotation, molecular function: protein tyrosine/serine/threonine phosphatase activity; phosphatidylinositol-4,5-bisphosphate 5-phosphatase activity. The record is from RefSeq and is a predicted model, not a curated record. The transcript is spliced from 6 exons. Gene Ontology annotation, biological process: protein dephosphorylation. The coding region runs from base 555 to 1601 and encodes 348 amino acids. Lineage: Eukaryota; Viridiplantae; Streptophyta; Magnoliopsida; Sapindales; Anacardiaceae.